UUCAGAAUAGUUUGACUAAGAAGCUGUGUUACAAAUCAAACGCUGCAUAGUGUUUUCUUUGUAAUUGUAUUAAGUUUUAUACACAUAGUACGCAGAAAACCGUUUUUUUUUCAUUUCGGGGACUAAUUGAAUAAAUUACACAAUAUGGGAGCCAGACAAAGCAAAAGAUCUGUUGACAUAUCUGCCGGAGCCACAAAAGCGGAAAAGGUUGCAGCUGGAGAACCUUUGGAAAAUGGAACAAUUACAACUGCUUCAGCUGACGAAAAGCAAGUGGUUGAGGCUAACGGUGGAGUAGAAGAAACAACCAAACAGAAUGGAUCAACGCCUCAUAUAGACGAAAAGGAAACUGCUGAAACCGAAGAUGUUAAGGAAACUGUUAAAACUGAAGUAGAAAUCGAAGUUGGGGCACCAAUUUCUGAAGCUAAUGGUGAUGUUGAAACUAUUGCCGAUGAAUUGUCUAAAACUCCGGUAGACGAAACAGCUACAGAAGAAGUUCAAGCAUCUGCAGAAAAGAAGCGCAAGAAGAAAAAAUCAUGGUCAUUCAGAUCCCUCAGUUUCUCUAAAAAAGAUAAAUCUAAACCAGCAGUUAAGGAACAAGCCGCUGUUGAUGUAAAGACCGAAACAGUUGAAGAGGUGGCCGAAGAAGAAACAGUAAAAGAAGUAGCCAAACCAGAACCUGAAUCUGCUGUUGAAGUUCCAAAAGUCACUGAAAAACCUCUUACAGAUGUUGAAGAAAAAAAACCUGAAGCUGUUGAAUUAAAUAUAACAAAUGUAACUGAAAUUCCGCCUCCAUUACCAAGUAGUCCUCCCCCAGUAGAACCUACCCCUGUUGUGCCAACACCAACUAUCGUUGAAACACCUGCUCCAGUCCAACCAGUAGAACCAGAGGUUGUACAAGCUGAACCUGAGGAUGAAACACUUGGCGGUGGAGAAGGUUUGGCCGAACCCCCAGAAGGUUUGAAUACAUCUGAUAUUGAAAAAGAAGUGGCUGAGGUUGUACCUUUAGUUAAUGGUAACCAUGUUGAAGAUGAAAAAUCUGAGCCUUCCUCACCUGAUGUAAAUUCUUUAUCUGAAAAAAUUGAAGCAAUCAAGCUAUCCAAUGCAGCUGAUAUUAAUGAGGCGACCAAUGAAAUUUCAAAUGAUUUGCAUGAAAUAAAUGGAGUAAAUGAUGCAAUCGCAGUUACAAAUGGUGAUGCUGGUCAUGAAGAAGGCAAUUAAAAUAUACUCUAUGGUUUAUUUUUAUUAUUAUUAUUAUUCACUAAAUGUAUCGUUGACRACAGUUAUCGAAAACUACACUAAUGUUAUUACCUACUAUUUUAUGUGAAAAAAAAAUAUUUUAUUUCAUAUUUCCCCUUUUUUUAAAAUUCUACAACUAAAGAAACACAUUCCUUUUUUGAUGAUCAUAAAUAAAAGUAUGUAUGGUUCUUUUCAAAUUAUUUUUAUACAUGAUUUUUGUAAAUURAAAUGAAACAAAUCUCUGCAACAUAAUACUUUUUUGUACAAUUUUUUUUUUUUUUUGUCGGCU
Diuraphis noxia (Russian wheat aphid) is the source of this 1525-nucleotide messenger RNA. RefSeq names its product A kinase anchor protein 200. The record is from RefSeq and is a predicted model, not a curated record. NCBI's taxonomy places the organism in Eukaryota, Metazoa, Arthropoda, Insecta, Hemiptera, Aphididae.